UCAAACAAGAAGCUGGCGAAUAGGAAGCCAACUUUAGCCUCGUGUUUACUUGAUUCCCUUUUUUUCCCGAACACGUCGCAAGUCACGAGUUUUAGGCGUGAAGAGACGAUAAGUUAACAAACCCUCGAGUCAGGUGAGGCACAGUAGACAUUUCCACACAGCGAACAAUGUUAUCGUUUGAAGAAGCUACUGCUAGACUGCAGGCUGCUGGUCAGCCCCACGUCCUGCGGUUCUGGUCUGAACUUUCAGCGGAAGAGAAGGAUGUUUUUCUAGAUGAACUGUCUCAACUGGACCCCGAGGAGCUCAGCCAGCACUGCCGGGCUGCUGCCGAGGCUGCAAGCCGGGCUUCAGGCGAGGAAGAGCGGCUGGACACCCACAUGGAGCCCGUUGCUCCGGAAUUCAUUGGCAGUGUCUGUAAAAGUGACAAGGAGACACUGAAGCAGUGGGAGGAUGAGGGUUUUUUGCAGAUAGCAGAGAACAGAGUGGCAGUCCUAUUGUUAGCUGGUGGUCAGGGAACCCGUCUUGGAGUUCCCUAUCCCAAAGGAAUGUAUAAUGUGGGUCUACCAAGUGGCAAAACCCUGUAUCAGAUCCAGGCAGAGAGGAUUCGGAAGGUGCAAGAGCUUGCAAGUGAGAAAAACGGUUCCAAAUGCACAGUUCCCUGGUAUAUAAUGACCAGUGAGUUCACCCUGGAGCCCACAGAGAAGUUCUUCAAAGAGAAUGGCUACUUUGGCCUGGAGCCAUCCGAUGUCAUCAUGUUUGAGCAGAGGAUGAUCCCAGCCGUCAGUUUUGAUGGAAAAAUCAUCUUGGAAAAGAAGAAUAAGAUAGCCAUGGCACCAGAUGGCAACGGAGGCCUUUAUCGUGCCCUUGUGGACAACAACGUUCUGGAGGACAUGGAGAGAAGGGGAGUGCAGUAUGUUCAUGUCUACUGUGUAGACAACAUCCUGGUUAGACUGGCUGACCCGGUCUUCAUUGGUUUCUGUGUGUCAAAAGGAGCAGACUGUGGUGCUAAGGUAGUAGAGAAAGCGUAUCCAGCUGAGCCUGUAGGAGUCGUGUGCCGUGUAGAUGGGAUUUAUCAAGUGGUGGAGUACAGUGAGUUGAAGCCAGAAACAGCAGAACAGCGCCACCCUGGAGGAGAGCUGGUGUACAGCGCUGGAAACAUCUGCAAUCACUUCUUCACCAGAGACUUCCUGCGAGAGGUUGCUCAAAAGUUUCAGGGACAACUAAAGCAGCAUGUGGCCAUCAAGAAAGUGCCAUUUGUGGAUGAGGAUGGCAGCCUUGUGAAACCCACUAAACCAAAUGGAAUCAAAAUGGAGAAAUUCGUCUUUGAUGUUUUUCAGUUCUCAAAGAAGUUUGUUGCCUUUGAGGUUUUGAGAGAGGAGGAGUUCUCACCCCUUAAAAAUGCAGAUGGAGCACCUGUUGAUACACCGACCACAGUGAGGCGCUCCCUGUUGGCUCAGCACUACCGCUGGGCUGUGCAAGCUGGAGCCAACUUCCUGGAUGAGCAUGGGAAUCCCAUCACACCAAAAAUCAGGACAGCUCAGGAUGAGGAUCCUCCAGCAAUCUGUGAAAUCUCUCCACUUGUGUCUUAUUUUGGAGAGGGUUUGGAUGAAGUGCUGAAACAGAAGAACUUGAAAUCCCCUUUUCUUCUUCAUGAGAAUAAUGAGAAUAAUGAGUCUUCUUCCAAAUUCUUAGUCUAAACAGGUCUCAUUCAGUGUGUUUGGAAUAAGGGAACCGAAACAUUGCCUUCAAAAAGGCUAUAUUUUGUAAUGUAAUCCAUUGUAGAAUUGUAGUAGAACAAUGAAGUGUCCAAUUACGGUUUAUGCCCAUCAGUGAAAUGGGAUCUUUUAAUUUUAUAAAGGGCACAACAAUCCCAAGACUUCAAUAAAUUAUGUAUCAUGCAUAUCACUUUAAA
Colossoma macropomum (tambaqui) is the source of this 1912-nucleotide messenger RNA. RefSeq names its product UDP-N-acetylglucosamine pyrophosphorylase 1, like 1 (gene uap1l1). Gene Ontology annotation, biological process: UDP-N-acetylglucosamine biosynthetic process. The transcript is spliced from 9 exons. The record is from RefSeq and is a predicted model, not a curated record. Bases 168 to 1697 code for a protein of 509 amino acids. Lineage: Eukaryota; Metazoa; Chordata; Actinopteri; Characiformes; Serrasalmidae. Gene Ontology annotation, molecular function: UDP-N-acetylglucosamine diphosphorylase activity.